Molecule: messenger RNA, 1449 nt
Organism: Harpegnathos saltator (Jerdon's jumping ant)
Lineage: Eukaryota; Metazoa; Arthropoda; Insecta; Hymenoptera; Formicidae
Exons: 3
Coding region: 337-981 (214 amino acids)
Source: RefSeq, a predicted model, not a curated record
GCCUACGACGGUACGAGUAAACAAAACUGUUCGGAAUGGAGGACUGUUGCGUCGCGACGGAACAGCUGUAGCGGCUCUGUGGCGAAGUUGGACGCGCGGCGGAGCGCGAACGCCGUUCGCCAGUGGUUUCGGUUUGUGCGCGUCAGUCGGGAGGACAUGGAACUCGCGUCGGUGCGCGGGGGAGGAGAAGUAGGAGCUGUCACGUCGUGAGGGAGAAAGAGAGAGAGAGAGAGAGAGUAAGAGUGAGAGAGAGCAAGCGGACGAGAACACAAACAUAUCCGUGCGCGGAGGAUCGCAGUCAUCGGCACAGAAUCGUCGCUUAAAUGAUUGGGCACGAUGACGCGCUCGAAGAUCCAGAAGAUGAAAUUUUUUCUGUUCCUGUUGAUCUUCCUGCUGGCGCAGACCGCGACCAGCGAGGGCAGCUUUCGGGAGAGGAGAGACGCAUCGACAGUUGGGAGCAAGGAUAAGGUCGAGGACACCGGCGGCAAGGUCGGCGAGCAGCCGGUGGCGGCGACGCCGUCGUCCCCGGGUAAGAACACGAAUGGACAGCAGACUGCAGACGGAGCGUCGGUUAAUACGAAGGCCAAAUCGCCGGCUGAUACGAGCAACAAGACGCACAACAUAACCUCGAAGCCGGACGCCGUUGCCGUCGCCGUCGCCGUCACGAAUAAGACCGCACACGCCGCGGACGCGACCGACGAGCACUCCAGUGAGGGUCACACAACCUUCAACACUGGUGCUCUUGUGCGUGGUUUCUUAGUCUUUGUAGGACUAAGCAUCCUUGUUAUGGCCUACAUCGUGUUCCGUAGCUUUAGGUUAAGUAAGACACGUGCCCAGAUGGUUCGAAAGUAUGGUGUCCUUACGCACAGGCAGGACGUCGAGAUGCGACCACUGCCGUUGGAAGAGGAAGAUGAUGAAGAUACAACAGUUUUUGACGCGAGUAACGUUUUGACGAAUAACAUUCAGCAUCAGAAUACAUAGAAGUAUUCUAUAGUGGGACACACCGUUUGUGCUAUUACAACUGUACGUGUUAUCGGUGUAAAGUUACUCUCAUGGCAUGAUGUGGUUAUAAGAGAUCCAACUAACUCUAUCGUGACUUCUCUCGAGGUAGAUGAACAAGGGGAACUAACAGUCGCGAGACAGACUUAAUCAAUUUUUCAGCGUCUCUAUUCGAAUAAAGUUACAUUUGCUUAGUGCAGCGAGAUAUAUUAACAUCAGAUACGCAUCUGUGAUGCAUUUAUCACUGAUAUAUUGUGCUUUUCGGCAAUAUAGAUGUACUUUUCCUAAAAUGAAAGAAAAAUACAAGAUAUUUCUACCAAUAUAUCUCUACCCUAUUAAUGAAACUAUGUGAUAAUACAGGAUCUUAUCAUCUAUCUGCUGAUGUAAAAAGUUAUAUACAUAUAUGGAUGGCUAUAUCUUUACUCUUGUACGAAUUAUAUUUUAAUUGGA